Messenger RNA from Aphis gossypii (cotton aphid), 6458 nucleotides. Its product is annotated as fatty acid synthase. The transcript has 28 exons. Gene Ontology annotation, biological process: fatty acid biosynthetic process. Gene Ontology annotation, molecular function: fatty acid synthase activity; oxidoreductase activity. The record is from RefSeq and is a predicted model, not a curated record. The coding region runs from base 177 to 6332 and encodes 2051 amino acids. Lineage: Eukaryota; Metazoa; Arthropoda; Insecta; Hemiptera; Aphididae.
UUGCAGUAUUUAAACGCAUAGCUCUAUGUAAUUUCGAUUUCUAGUGGCUUGUCACCGUGUUAUAGCAAUAAUAAUAUACACACCGACUUACCAACUCAAUACAAGAAAUCCAAUCGUAAGCCGUACGUGGUUCACAUUCGAUUGUAUCAUUUGUUUUCACUGUACGAACGCGAAUAAUGGCUCCUAACGCAGACGCCGCUGAUGGCCCAAAGUUCUACGACGACGAUGAUGUCGUGAUUUCGGGUAUCUCUGGUCGCUUCCCGAAUUGCGAUACGUUCGAAGAGUUCAAACAAAAACUGUUCGAUGGCACUGACAUACUUGAAAAAGAACAGGGCAGAUGGCCGGAAGGCAUUUGCGGUGCAGUAACUAAGAUUGGAGUAUUGAAUAAUUUGACGAAAUUCGAUUCGACAUUUUUCAAUGUACAUCCUAAAUUGGCCGAAAGGUUGGACCCACAGAUCCGUACCAUGUUGGAAAGUACAUAUGAAGCAUUUGUCGAUGCCGGUAUGAACCCGACAUCUUUGAGAGGAUCGAACACCGCAGUGAUUGUGUCAACUACAAACAACGAUUACGCUGAUUGGUGGUCUGCUGAUCCCACCAGAGUAAACGGUUACGAGUUUUUAGGUUGUACCAGAACCAUGUUCCCAAAUCGUAUUUCAUACUCGUUCGAUCUGAAAGGGCCCAGUUAUGCCUGUGAUUCUGGAUCUUCGGGUAGUUUGGUGGCUUUUGAACAGGCAUAUCGAAUGCUUAAGACCGGAGCGGUAGAUGGUGUAAUAGUUGCCGGAUGUUCGUUGUUGCUCAAUCCCGUAUUAUCGGUCAUGUUGCAGAAGAUGAACACCAUAUCACCAGACGGCAAGAGCAGGCCUUUUGAUGCCUCGGGCCAAGGAACCGCUCGUACCGACGCCGUUGUCAUCGUGUACUUGCAGAAAGCCAAAGAUGCCAAACGGGUGUACGCCACCGCCGUGAGUGCACGCUCCAACACCGAGGGCUUCCGUUUAGAAGGACCCAUUUAUCCGACUAACAAUCAACAGAUCGCAUUGUUCCGUGAAGCCUUGGACAUCGCCAAAAUCAGUCCCGCCGAUGUCGACUACAUCGAAAGCAGCGCUUGCGGUGACCUGUUAGGCGAUGCUCAGGAACUCAACGCUGUCACUGAAGUGUACUGUAAAGACCGCAAAAAACCACUGUUGAUCGGAUCUGUAAAAUCGAACAUGGGGGAUGGUGAACCGGCUUCCGGACUUUGUGGUGUCGUCAAAACUGUGUUGGCCAUGGAUCGUCAGGAAAUACCACCAACUCUCCACUACAGCUCCCCAAACCCCAGGGUCCCAGCCCUGAAAGACGGCCGCCUGGUUGUUGUCGAUAAACCUUUGUCGUGGAAUGGAAAGUAUGCAGCUGUGAACGCAGUAGGUAUUGGUGGACACAAUGCCCAUGCUGUGUUAAAGGCUAAUGAGAAGCAAAAGAAAUCACUAGCCCAGGAUCCUAUUCCCCGCCUGGUUAUUGGAUCUGCUAGAACCGAAAGUGCUAUCAAUUACCUAUUGGAUAAAGUCGAAAGCUUGCCCAGAGAUCCCGAGUUUUACGGUCUGUUGUACGGAGUUCACGGUCAAAAUAUUCCGGGCCAUAUUUACAGAGGAUACAGCAUUCUCGACGAGAAAGAUGCCCGUGAAGCAGCGACCCUUGGAGUGGGCAAACGCCAAGUGUGGUACGUUUUCUCCGGAAUGGGAAGUCAAUGGACUGGCAUGGGCCGUGACUUGUUAGCUUUGCCGGCAUUCCGUGAGUCGAUCGAAAAGACCGCAAAUACCCUGAAAAAUCUUGGGUUAGACAUCUACGCUAUUUUCAACUCAAACGACAAGACAGUCUUCGACAAUGUAUUGAAUUCGUUCGUCGGAAUUGCCGCCAUACAGAUCGCUUUGGUCGAUGUACUUACCGCUGUCGGUAUUACACCCGAUGGAAUCAUAGGACACUCGGUUGGAGAAUUAGCUUGCGCAUAUGCUGAUGGAACAUUGACGGCUGAACAGACCAUUAUCGUCGCCUACUGGAGAGGUCGCAGUCUUUUAGAUCUAAACUUAGCCCCCGGUGCUAUGGCUGCAGUUGGGUUAUCUUGGGAAGAAGCCAAUGCUCGAGUUCCUUCCGACAUCGCUGUGGCUUGCCAUAACAGCGAAGACGGUGUCACGAUUUCCGGGCCACCAGAUUCAAUCGCAAAAUUCGUAAACCAAUUAAAAUCUGAAGGUGUGUUUGCAAGGGAAGUCAACAGUUCUGGAAUCGCUUUCCAUUCAUGGUACAUUGCUGCUGCAGGACCUUUAUUCAAGGAAAAAGUUGCAGGCAUCAUUUCAAACCCAAAAAUGAGGUCAGUUAAGUGGAUCAGUACAUCUAUUCCGGAAUCCAGGUGGAGUGAACCGUUGGCACAAUAUUCAUCUGUGGCAUACCACGUAAACAACUUGGUGUCUCCAGUUUUGUUCAAUAGUGCAUUGAAACACGUACCUGACAACUCAGUGGUCAUUGAAAUCGCUCCACACGCGCUCCUCCAAGCCAUUUUGAAACCAAGCGUUGGUUCUAAAUGUACUCACGUAGGUCUGGUGCGUAGAAAUAAUUCUACAGUAGUGAAUUUGUUGUCCAGCAUUGGAAACCUAUACAACGCUGGUCUGCAUCCGAAAAUUGAAAAUCUGUACCCAGCAAUCAACUAUCCCGUGUCUAAGGGCACAGCAUCGCUGCAACAGUUGGUCGAAUGGGAUCAUUCCGACGAUUGGGAUGUGAUAACUUUUAUUGACAACGAAGUUGUAUCGUCUGGUGAAAUCAUAUUAAAUGUGGACACCGAAAACGAAAGGUACAGCCACCUUAGGGGCACAUAUAUCGAUGGUGUCGAAUCUCUUCCGUAUGCGUCAUACCUCACAUUUGUAUGGCACGCUCUAGCUAAACUGCAAAAGUCGUAUGUUGAAAAAAUCCCUGUUGUAUUCGAUAACGUUCAAUUCUUUAAAAUAUUACCUAUUCCGGAAAACGGAAAAUUCAAAUUUACCAUUAUCGUUUUGGAGGGAAGUGGAGAAUUCGAAAUUAGAGAAAGCGAUGUUGUUGUAGCAUCAGGUUUCAUUCAUAUUCAAACAUCCGAUGAACAGACGCAAUUACCAGAAAUUAAAUCGUACGAAGUCGAUCAGUUAUCUACCGCUGAUGUUUAUCAAGAGCUUUCGUGCAAGGGUUAUAAGUACAGUGAAAGCUUCCAAGGCAUCAACUUGGCCAGUAACAACGGUGAUUGUGGACGUAUCGCUUUCAAUGGAAAAUGGGCACCAUUCAUCGAAUCACUAUUGCAACUGCAUCUGUUGAAACUCGACACAAGAGAUCACUACACCAUUAAAUAUUUAUUCAAACUGAGCAUUUAUCCAAACAAACAAAACGAAUUUGUGGCUUCUAAUAGCGCGUCAUUCAGUGUUUACGAAAAUAUUGGCGUGAUUAAGUCUGCUGGAGUAGAAAUUAGAGACAUCAGGUCUACAUUGGUCCCCGUCCGAAAAGAAUUACAACAAGAUUUCGAUUUGGAGUCUUAUACAUUUUUGCCAUUUAUUUUGGAUGAACCAGUUGAUGAACCACUCAAAAAUAUCGUACAAAUUGUAUUGGAAAAUGCUUAUGAAUCUUUUAACGUAUCAGAAGUACUAACAUCAUCUCAACAAGAACAUUUGGUUCCGAAAAUCUUAAGUCUUAUCAACGCAAAAUCUUUAUUCCACAUCAACGCUCAAGUGUAUGCUAAAGAUGUAAGCCAAUACCAAUCAGAGAAAUUUAUAACUUACUAUGAACAAGACUUGACAACCAGUGCUUUAGAAAACCAAUCAUUCUUUGUAGUAGCAAACAGCGCAAUUGAUAACAAACAACUAUUGAACAACAUACUAUCCGGUGUUCAAAGCGGAGGUUUCUUGCUAACUGUAGAACACCAAUUUGAUUCAAAAUUCAGACAAGUUGGAGUAGACGUAAUCGCAAAGUAUACAGACGGUCAAAAUUUGUAUAUUUUGUUGAAAAAAAACAUCGAAUCACCCUCUCCAGUUGUACUAUCUGUUGGAAAUUCAUUAUCCUGGGUCGAGUUAUUGAAACAGAACAUUAAAAACUCUAACAAUGACAAUAGAGAUGUUUUUGUGAUCAGUCAAAAUUUGGAAAACACUGGAGUAAUAGGAUUAACGAAGGGUUUGAGACAAGAACCAAAUGGCAAAUUUGUCAAAUGUGUGUCAAUUAAAGACAACAAGGCGCCCUUGUUUUCCGUGUCACUUCCGUUAUAUCAAGAACAACUUAAGAAAGGACUGGCCGUUAAUAUGUUCUUAGGCGGUGUUUGGGGAACGUGUGUAUUCGUUCCGUACAAACCAGCCAAAGUUCAGGUAGAGCAUGCUUACAUAAAUACCACAAAAGCUGGUGAUGUCAAUAGUUUGCAAUAUAUAGAAGGAAAACUAUCAACUUUCAACCCCAAAGAAUAUCCAGAUUAUGAUCUAUACUACCCGUAUUACGUUCCUCUCAAUGGUUUGGACGUCAAAAUGGUAAAGGGCGCUCUUCAGGGUAAUGGAAUUUCCGGAGAUAUAGCACAACAAGGUAGCUACCUAGGCAUGGAGUUCUCCGGCCGCAACGCCAAUGGUAAGAGAGUAAUCGGUUUGGUGCCCGGUGGUGCUUUGGCCACUUCAGUUUUAGCCCAUAAAGAUCUUGUCUGGCAAGUGCCUGAUUCGUGGUCUUUGGAAGAAGCUUGUACCGUGCCAAGAACCUACAGCUUAGCCUACUACGCUCUAGUCGUUCGUGGAAACGUCCAAUCGGGUGAAUCUGUGUACGUGCACGCCGGCGCUAGUGGAAUAAGCACAGCCGCCAUCGCUGUGGCUCUUGAACUGGGAGCCAUUCCAUACGUAGGAGUAUUUAACAAGGAGCAAAUAGCGUUCUUGAAAUCGCGAUUCCCCCAACUGAACGAUGACAGUUUUGCCGAUCUGGUCAAUGGUGGUUUCGAACAACAUUUACUAGAACAGACCCAAGGCCAGGGAGUCGAUCUGAUAUUUGAUACUUACUCAGCGUACGACAAACGCCAAGAUUUCGUCAAUUCAUUGGCCGAGUAUGGCCGCCUGGUGGACUUCGAAGUUUUCGCACCUGUGUCUGAUUCAUUAGGGGUAUCUGGAAACUUAAAGAGCAUAACGUAUAGCAAGAUAUCGUUUAGCACCAUUCACUUUUCUCCAUCCGAAAUCAAAUAUAUCCAAAAAUUAAUAGAACAAGGUAUUCGUAAUAAUAAAGUACAGCCACUUUCAACCACCGUUUUCCCCGCAAGUGAGGCGGUCGAAGCAUUCAAGUAUAAUGCAAGUUGCGCUAACAAUUUGGGAAGAAUUGUUAUUGAAAUCCGUAAAGAGGAAGAAAAGGUCAACGCACUUCCAGCCAAGAUAACCGUGGCUGCAUCACCCAAAUUGUUCUACACACCCGAAAAAGUCUUUGUCGUUAGCGGAGACGAAGACAGCUUGAGCUUGGAAUUGAUUCAACAUCUAGCUCAAAGAGGAGCCCGCAAAUUUGUUUUAGUGUCGAAAUUGAACAACAAACCUCAGUCAGGUUACAAGACGUUGACCUUAAGACGGUUGAAGAACAAGAACGUUACCGUAGUCCUAUCGUUUGAUGACCCAUCAACAGUGAGAGGCGCUGAAGACGUACUGAGAGAAGCUGUAGCCCUCGGAACAGUCUGUGGUAUUUACCACAUAACCACCGCUCCGGAAACUAAACACUUGCGAUCCCUGAGCGAAAAGGAUUUCGCAGAGACGAAAAAAGUCGUGUCUGAGGCGGUUGCCAAUUUGGACACACUGAGCAGGAGAUUGAUUCCCCAACUUGAAUCGUUUGUUGUCCUUGCUCCGGCCGUCGCAUCAAGAGGAGCUAAAGCCAAGUCCAACUACGUUUUCGCAAACGCAGAUGUUAUCAGAGUCGCUGAAGUCCGUAAAGCUUCGGGCUAUCCAACAGUAGUCAUAGAAUACGGCGCAAUCGAAGGUAUUUCGAAUGCGUUCAACAGUCCAAACUUCAAACCAGCGUCGAUCGUUUCAGCGUUGAAUGUUCUGGAUGAAAUUACCAAACAACCACAAAAUCCAACAGUCGUGUCCUUCUCAAAAUUCAACGGUCCAAUUUAUGAAGAAACAGAUGCCGCCACUCCAUUGUUGAAGACAAUUGCCAAGAUUUUCGGUUACAAGAAACUGUCCCAAAUUGAACAGACCUUUAAUCUCACUCAACUUGGCCUGGACACGUUCCUCGCACCACGCGUUCAAGAAGCCAUCAGACAACAAGCCAACGCAGUCAUCGAAGUAGAAGAACUAAGAACACUGACGUUCCCGGCUCUCCGGGCCAAGAUCAUCGAAUUACUCGCCUGAAACACCGUGCAUAUAAUAUUAUCAUAGUGUUGUUAGACUUGAAUUUUAUUAAUUGUAUUUUAUUUCUCCGAGAACGUGUUAUGUUGUAAACUUUUAAAUAAACCAAAUGCAAAUUAGUAAUAGAAA